Molecule: messenger RNA, 6435 nt
Organism: Lottia gigantea (owl limpet)
Lineage: Eukaryota; Metazoa; Mollusca; Gastropoda; Lottiidae
Exons: 1
Source: RefSeq, a predicted model, not a curated record
AUGAAGGGGAUUAUAGCCCUUGGCUUGUUGGCAGCGGUUUGUUCGGCCGAUAUCCUCUUUACGAGUGACAACAACGCUAAUCCUGGUGUUAGCUUUUCAGCAGACCAAUCUAAGCCAGUAUUCAACGAAGAUCCAGUAGCAUUCACAACCAAUGGCGACGCACAAUCAGCGAAUGGACAGGAAUCGUUUAUAACGAGCGGCGAACCGAUACAGUUCACGGAUUCGGGGCUGAGCUUUACGGAGCAGUCUAAACCUGUCCCCAAUCAGGUUCAAUUCGACGAAUCACAAAAGCAGGAACCCGUCGUUUCACCAUCCAUUAGUUUCGAACAUCAAGAUGAUGGAUCUCAAGUCAAUCUUGCUGGUAAUGGAAGACAAACCGCGUCAGUUGGAAGACGACCAUCAUUCAGCGGCUCCAGAGUCAAUAUUGAUGGACAAAAUGGUGGCAGACCAACAAUUUCCUUAACAACUGACAGACGACCACCAUUCAGUAUUGAAAGAAACAACAAUCAAAAUGUAAGACCUACGUUUGAUAAUGUCCGCAAACCAACCAGUCUUUGGGGGGGCAGUAACAGCAAUAACCAACAGCAAGCAACCAACAGUAGAUUCAACUGGCGGUUGAACAGCAAUCAAAGUACCAAACGACCAACCACAAGCAGCGGAGGCAGUAGCCAACCUGGUCGUUUUUCGGCUAAUCUUAGAGGCGACACCAGCACAACCAAUGGCCGAGUAAAUUUCAACCUGAGAGGACAGGGUGGAUCCCAAAAUAACCUUAACCUUGGAGGAAACAGGUUCACACGAUUUAACAGCGGAAGUAAGACUAGUAUUCAAGGUAAUAGAUUCAAUUUUAACCUUCGUGGACAGAACUCUGGCAACAGUGCAUCAUCUACCAACAAAAAUGGUCGAUUUAAUUUCAAUCUGAGAGGACAGACCAGUGGUACCGGCGGAAGAACAUCUACAAACCGAUAUGUCAGACCAUCGAUCAAUCUUAGAGGUCAAACUAGCAAUCAAAAUGGCCGUCUUUCACUUAACCUUGGUAGCAGAGUCAACUCCAACAGUCAAAAUGGUGGCUUAAGUGCUGGACUUUCCAAUCUUAAAAACAGAUUCAACUUGUUCAAUCGUGGAAAUACCAGAAAUGUUGGUUUGAAUAAAGGAACAAGUCAAACCGACCGAGUAACGCGACCUCAAACGUCUUCAAACCGAUUCUCUGUCAACUUCCGAGGAAACAACCGAGGCGGUCAAACCACCACGACUAACCGCAACAACCGGUUUAACCUCAAUCUAAGAGGAGAUAAAGACGGAAUUUCCGUACAUCGACCAGCUACUGCCGUUUCUCAAAGACCAAUUAGCCAAAAUUCCGGGUUUAAAUUCAACUUCAGAAAUGCUGGCGGAAGAACACCAUCCACUGGAAGCAGUAAACUCAGCUCUAUGUUGAACCGAUUUAAUUUUGGAAGACGCAACAGGACAAGCACCUCUGUCGUAAACAAAAUUGGCUCAGCUCUAAAUCGAUUCGCCAACGUCUUUAAGAAACCAACCGUUUCGUUUACACGUCCUUCUGUCACAAAACCAAGUAGCACUCACACAAGCUUCAAAUGGAAUCUCAAUUUGGGCAAAAACCGAACUGUUGGAUCAACAUUGGGCAAUAUUCGAGAUGGAAUCAGCUCCAUAGGAAAGACAAUUGGUAAAAACAUUCACCUGAUGAGUAUGUCUUUACUGGGAGGAAAAGGAGGCGAGGACAACACUGGUAACACAGACCGACGAACCAUCAACCUAAAAGGUGUCCGAGUCAACAAGCUGAGAAAUGCCCACAUUGACAACGAAAACGAUGAGUUUGAAAUUAAGGAAAUUUCCGAAGAACUGUCAAAUACAAGUCCCAGUAAUCAAGAGAGAAGAUCGAAACUCCAAACCCGACUUCAAGGUAUUCGAUUGAGACUUGCUAUCAGAAAGAACCGAACCAAAGAAGACGCAAGAGACAUGGCACGCAUCGUUCGACUCACUGCUGACCUCGGCAAAGUUGAUACCAGUAAUGAAGAAAGAGUAACCUAUCUCAGAAACAGAAUUCAAAGAAUACGAAAGAGGCUCGACAUACGAAGAGAACGAACUACAAGAGAUGAUGACGAUGAAGAUGAAAUCGAAAACAAAGAAACAGAAACCGAGCAUGUUGAACCAACAAAUCAACAUAAGCGAGCAUCUCUACGUGAACGAAUUCAAAACAUCCGACAAAGACUUAAUCUGCGAAGAAGCCGAACAAACGCCGACGAAGAUGACGAAGCCAAAAUCGACAAUUUAGAUUCCGAAGCCGAAGUUGAAACAAACCAAGAACGACGGGCCAAUCUUAGAAUAAGACUUCAACGAAUCAAGGAACGACUCAACGCCAGAAGAAACGCCACUAAAGCAGAUGAUGACGAUGAAGACAAAAUCGAAAACUUGAGCACUGAAGUUGAAAAAGUUGACCCCACAAACCAAGAAAGACGAGCCAAUCUUCGAGAUAGAAUCAGAAGAAUCCGAAUUCGACUCAGCAUCCGACGAAAUCGAGUACAAACCGAUGACGAAGACGAAGCUAAAAUGGACAAUCUUGCCUCCGAAGCAGAAAAAGAAAAUAACCAAGACAGAAAAGUCACUUUAAGAGAAAGAAUCCAAAGAAUUCGCAUCCGACUUGGCAUCCGUCGAAACCGAACACGAUCCGAUGAUCAAGAUGAAGCCAAAAUCGACAAUUUAGAUUCCGAAGCUGAAGUUGAAACAAACCGAGAACGACGAGCCAAUCUUAGAAUAAGACUUCAACGAAUCAAGGAACGACUCAACGCCAGAAGAAACGCCACUAAAGCCGAUGAUGACGAUGAAGACAAAAUCGAAAACUUGAGCACUGAAGUUGAAAAAGUUGACCCUACUAAUCAAGAAAGACGGACAACCCUGCGAGAUAGAAUCAGAAGGAUCCGAAUUCGACUCAGCAUCCGACGAAAUCGAGUACAAACCGAUGACGAGGACGAAGCAAAAAUGGACAAUCUUGCCUCCGAAGCAGAAAAAGAAAAUAACCAAGACAGAAAAGUCACUUUAAGAGAAAGAAUCCAAAGAAUUAGCAUCCGACUUGGCAUCCGUCGAAACCGAACACGAUCCGAUGAUCAAGAUGAAGCCAAAAUCGACAAUUUAGAUUCCGAAGCCGAAGUUGAAACAAACCAAGAACGACGAGCCAAUCUUAGAAUAAGACUUCAACGAAUCAAGGAGCGACUCAACGCCAGAAGAAACGCCACUAAAGCAGAUGAUGACGAUGAAGACAAAAUCGAAAACUUGAGCACUGAAGUUGAAAAAGUUGACCCUACUAAUCAAGAAAGACGGACAACCCUGCGAGAUAGAAUCAGAAGGAUCCGAAUUCGACUCAGCAUCCGACGAAAUCGAGUACAAACCGAUGACGAAGACGAAGCUAAAAUGGACAAUCUUGCCUCCGAAGCAGAAAAAGAAAAUAACCAAGAAAGAAGAGCCACUUUUGGAGAAAGAAUCCAUAGAAUCCGAAUUCGACUUAGCAUCCGUAGAAAUCGAACACGAUCCGAUGAUCAAGAUGAAUCUAAAAUCGAUGAUUUAGAUACUGAAGUCGAGAAAGAAGCUAAUCCAGAAAGACGAUCUGCUAUCCUCGGCAAAAUCAGACGGAUACGAUUCCGACUCAAUCUUCGACGAAACAGAACCAGAGAUGAAGACAGUGACGAGGAUGAAGUUGACAGAUUAUCCACAGAGGUCGAAAGAGCUGAACCGAAUACUGCAGACAGACUUCGUGAAAGAAUUAACCGACUUCGGGAACGAAUCAACAUUAGACGAAUUCGAGCGGAUGCUGAUGAAGAUGACGAAGAACAGGUUGAUGAUCUGGAAUCUUCAGUGGAAAGAACAGAUCCUGAGAAUCAAGAACGUAAACGAAGCUUGAUCAGUAAAAUCAGAAUCAUCAGGGAAAAACUCGAAGAAAGAAGAGACAAUGAGGACCAAGAUGCAAGUGAUGAAUCUGAAAUAGACAACUUGUCCAACAAAAUUGAAAAUACCGGAGAAGAAAAACGAGAGUCCAUCCUCAACAGAAUCAAAAAUAUUCGCAUUCGUCUCCGACUUAGAAGAAACAGAGAUCGGGAAGAUGCAGUUGAUGACAAAAAGAUAAGAACCCUGACGAAGGAAAUUUCCACAGUUGAGCCUAAUAACCAGGGACGUCUAGACGCAAUCAAGGACAGAAUCCAGAGCAUACGGGAACGACUCAGCGAAAGAAGAAACAAACGCCAAGGCGAUGAUUCAGAUGAAAAUGAAAUUGAGGAACUUUCUGAAUCCCUUGACGCUGAAAAUAGCGAUGAUGAAGGAGGUCGAUUCAAAAUUCUUGACAAAAUCAGGAACAUCCGGGACAGGAUCAUGGGUAGGAAUCAACCACAAAAACCAGAAGAAGAAGCUGCUGAUCAAGAAGACGAGGACGAAAUUACAGAUCUCUCUGAAGAAAUUGACAACACUGAUAAUACCCAAAGAAGACAAGAUCUCCGUCACCGCAUCCGAUCAGUCCGAGAACGUCUCACAUCUCGUAGGAAUAGACGACAAGAUGAUAAAGAUGACGAGGAGAUCUCGGAGUUGACCAGUGAGUUGGAAACUAUUGAUCCAAGUAAGGAAGUCCAGAGACAAAAACUCAGAACACGAUUACAAAAGAUUCGAGAAAGGCAAAUGAGAAGACGAAAUCGAGCUCGGGAUGACUCUUUAGAUGAAUCCAGGAUCACUGAUUUGAACGAUGAAUUGGAUACAGUAGACCCAAGCGAUAGAGAAAGGAAAGUCAAUCUUCAAGAACGAAUUAUCAGUCUGCGAGAACGGCUAACUACAAGACGUAGACGCAAUAGCGACGAUGAUGAAGACGAAGCAACCAUUGAUAAUUUAACUACUGAGCAAGAGACACAAAAACCAUCCGAAGGUCGCCUUCAAUUUAUUCGAAAUAAAGUCAUGGAAAUCAGAGAAAGACGAAAAGCUCGACAAGAAAGACGUGAAGCUGAUAAUGGCGAUGAGGAUGAGUUAGGCCAAAUGUCAGAAGAGCUGAAAUCGACCGAUGAAACGCAAUCCGAAAAGAAACGAUCUUUGAAAAUCCGAAUUAGUGCCAUCAGGCGAAGAUUGAGAGAACGCAGGGCUCAGGAUAAUGAUGACAUAGAAUCAGAGGACGAUUCCCCAAAAAGUUCCCGAUGGAACUUAAGGAACGUUGUCGGAAAGGUCGUUAAAAACCUCAAAGAUAAGACAGAAGCUGCAAUUGAUGGUCUGAAAGAUACAGACAAAGAUGUCAUCGACCUUAUCAAAGAAACAAUCGGAAAUGGAGUUAAGGAUGGCGAACAACGUAUUAACUUUGCCAAGGGCAAGACUGGAGAUAUCGUUGGUGAAUUGGAAACUAAAGGCAAAGGUGUAGUUGACAAUAUCAAAGAAAGACUUGACAAUGGACAGAAUGCUGAAAAUGUCAUCGAUAUGAUCAAGGAAAAAACUGGCGGAGUUGUUGAUGAACUUGAAACCAAAGAAAAAGACGUUGUUGACGCACUAAAAGACAAAAUCAACAAAGGCCGACAAGAAGUCAACAAGAUCAUUGAAAAUGUCAAAGACACAACUGACGAAAUCGUUGAUAAGAGUGAAGGCAAUCCUGGGGAGAAAUCCACCGGUGGAAGUCAAACAACCUUCAACACUGGUUCUGGCAACCCACGAUUUUCAUUCCAAAGACCAAAUACUGACGAAGAGACUGACGAAAACAACAACAGAUCCAGAUGGGGACUUGGUGAUUUGGUGAAAAACAUCGUUGGUGAUGUAAAAGACAAGGCUGGAAACUUAGUCGAAGAAAUCAAGGACAAUGGAAAAGAUGUUAUGAAUGAAAUCAGAGAAAAGAUCAACAAUGGCCGACAAGAUGUGGACAGAAUGGUUGACGCCGUCAAAGACAAAACGGGAGGCAUCGUUGAUGAACUUAAAACUAAAGGCAAAGAUGUUGUUGACAAUCUUAAAGAGAGACUCAACAACAGACGCGAAAAUGUUAUUGAUAUGAUCAAAGAAAAGACUGGAGAAGUAGUUAAUGAACUUGAAACCAAAGGACAAGACGUUGUAGAUGCACUUAAAGGCAAAAUCAACAAUGGCCGACAUGAUGUCGACAAGAUCAUUGAUGCUGUCAAAGACAAAACUGACGAAAUCGUUGAUGAGAUUGAAGGCAAUCCUGAAGAGAAAUCUACCGGUGGAAGUCAAACAACCUUCAACACUGGUUCUGGCAACCCACGAUUUUCAUUCAAAAGACCAAAAACUGACGAAGAAACUGACGAAAACAACAACAGAUCCAAAUGGGGACUUGGUAAUUUGGUGAAAAACGUCGUUGGUGAUGUAAAAGACAAGGCUGAAAACGUAGUCGAAGAAAUCAAGGACAAUAAAAAAGAUGUUGUUAAUGAAAUCAAAGAAAAACUCAAUAAUGGCCGACAAGAU